CGGGAUUUUACAGUCGUCCAACGCACUAAUCCAUCAUCACACGGCCGCCGAGGAAGCACGUGAGUGUAAACGGCGUCGAGGAAGUGAUGGAUUGGUACAAAUCGUCGGGUGCCCAAGUGCUUGCAGCGCGCAGCACCGUCAUGUAUCACGACCUGUGCACGCGAGCAGAAUCCCCCGGCGCGGUAUUAGACGUCGACAUUCGCCAGAUCGACCUCGACGUCCCUCGGACCGGCGUGUCCCUUUACCGGUUUGUUAUGCACCAAGACGUGAAUGAAGACGUAGACUUGGACUUGAAUCCACUCGCGCCUCACUUCAACGCUCUCAAGCGGAUCCUGCUUGCGUAUUCUCUUCGAAACGUUCGUGUGGGGUAUGUUCAAGGUCACGCCGACGUCGUGAGUUUCCUCAUGGGUCUCGUCUCAACCGAUGGCAAGACUGGGGACUACGACGAAGAGCAUGUAUUUUGGAUCUACGCUGUCUUGAUGGAGCGCAUCUUCCCGUCAGACUUUUUCGCACGCAUGCCGAAACUGCAAGGGUUUCAUGUUGACAUGGACGUAUUUGCCAAGUUGAUUCAGUCCAAGGUUCCCGCGCUCGCGUCUGUUCUCGAACCUGAGGACCUGCAUGUCCUGUCUUCGCUCCUUGCGUCCAAGUGGUUCAUGACGGUGUGGGUUGGCGAGAUCCCUCUUCCUGCAUUGACCGCGUAUUGGCGGUUCAUGCUUGCGGGCAGCAUGGACUCCUCCUCCGUCGCGCAUUUUAUCAUGGCGCUAAGUCUCUUGGAGCUCGCCACCGAGUCGAUCGUGGCAUCAGUGCGUGAAAAUGACGGCGACGCGAGCUUUGGCUACAAGGUCGCCCUCGAACAUGCCUCCCACGUGGACGCAGACACAAUCACGUCGCUGCUUCGAUACAACAAGUACAACUUGAACGACACCAUCAUCGAAGGCAUGCGAGCAGAUGUACGGGCUAACCCACACUUCAUCGAGCAAGAAGUGUGUGCGCUGCACGGCAUUACGCAUUUUGAUCGGUCGCAACUGGAACACCUCCAAGUUGAGUUUCAGUUUCUCAUCGCGACGUCGCAGCAGCAACAGAAUAACGAGCCCAUGCGGCGGCAGACACUGGCAGCCGACGGUAUCAACAAGGACGUGCUGCGUCAGAUCCUCUUUCGUGUCAUUCCCGAGUGGUCCCAUGCAAGUGCCGAUCAACUCUUCCACGUGCUGCAGCCCGAUGCCCGUGGCAACAUUGACUUUCAGCGGCUCAUGCUGGCGCUGUCGGUGUUGUGUCGGGGGAGCACGGAGGAAAAGAUGCGGCUGUGCUUUGAUCUGUACGACGUGGACAAGAGUGGAUUCCUCGGCGUUGAAAAAAUGAUCAACAUGGCCGCAUCCUUGUGCGAAAUCUACCAAAACAAAGUUGCGCCGCCUCCGCCACCACCUCGACAACGUUCAGGGUCAUCGUCGCAAGGCCCGUCGGUACAAACUACCCGCCGCGCGUCGGCAUCCCACGACGCACGCGAUGAUGUCGAUCAAGUUGGGACCUCGCCUGCCUUGAUGACAUCUUCAAGGCGAAAAUUUCGCUCGUGCAGCUCCGACGCGACGCAUCACUGGAACACUCCCACCUUUGGAUCUCUCGACGAUGACCGCCAUGACGACGACGAGGAUGAUUACGAGACCGCUCUACUCAAUCGAUACGAUCGCGUGCUCCCAGUGGCAUUUCUACACAAAUUGCUGCGCAUGGACGUCGACCGAGACCACAAACUGUCGUUCAAGGAGUGGUCGCAGGGCGCAAGAACGGAGCCACUCAUUCUUCGCUGCUUUGAAGACGACACGAGUGCCAUCCACGAUUCGCGGUUGCAGUCGGCCUAUCGCCAUCGGCGCUCGUCGCGCGGCAGUGACUUCCAUCACAGACGACUACGUCGCCGCAGCAACAGCUCGGACUGCCAUUCUAGGUCCAGCCCUCCGUCGCCAUCCGAUAAGCCCAUGGGCGGUCUCCUCAGCGAUAUGGCACUGUCUGGGACAAACAAACGCAAGGACGGCGGCCGCAUCUCCCUCCUGUCCCCUACAUCUGAAUUCCACCAGUUUUCCAGCGCCAUUCAACGCGCGACCCAACAGCAUGUCGACAAAGCACCACUACAGCCACUCCCUCCCGCGCCACUUCCGCCGAGCCGCACAUUGAGCUGGCACAAGCGGUCCAUGUGCGAAGGAUGCGUGAUCCUGUAAUGAAUGCGACAGUGACAGGCAUCAAAGACCGUUCAAGUCGGUCGUCCUAUUUAAUCGAACGAGUCUUUCCGCUUACGCUUCUUCGCUGCUGUGUUUGUGGUCAUUCCAUGUUGCCGCUGAAACACUUGCAACUUUUGAACGAGCCCUGCUUGGCGCCUUGCCACGAGCAUGACAUCUUCCGGAGAAAUCGUGCGGCGACCGGCGUGGCGUGCAAAGUGCUGCAGGUCAUGUGCCACAAGCUCAAGCUGCUUCAUCGCGACCUCUGUCAGAACUUGCAGUGCAUCAGGCGACAACGUUGGCCGCACCGAUCGACUACUACUCGAUAACGAAAACUCAGCAUUGACGCUGUCUCGCGUCGCUUCUUCCUCGCAGAUCGAGCUCACAGCGAACAGCAUCGCCCGCCGCUCUUCCAUGCUUGAUAGCUUCUC
Aphanomyces invadans is the source of this 2635-nucleotide messenger RNA. RefSeq lists its product as hypothetical. The transcript has 6 exons. Gene Ontology annotation, biological process: activation of GTPase activity. The record is from RefSeq and is a predicted model, not a curated record. Gene Ontology annotation, molecular function: calcium ion binding; GTPase activator activity. NCBI's taxonomy places the organism in Eukaryota, Oomycota, Saprolegniomycetes, Saprolegniales, Verrucalvaceae. Bases 87 to 2207 code for a protein of 706 amino acids.